AUGUUAUCAAUCACUUCAUUAGUUCCACUUCUGAUUUUUACAAUACUUUGUUUCUCUUGUAAGCAGAUCUCAUUGGCCGAGACCACAGCGGCCAUAGGAGAGACAGUGACUGACCCUGACGUUGAGUUAUGCGAUAAGACUGUCAUAACCGGUGGUGUCGUUACAGACGAAAGAAUCGGUUAUAUAUUUAAUGAUAAAUACUUUUGGCAAAUGAAGGGAAAGCAGGGAAUCGAUGGCUACGCGAGUCUUAUAGCCAAUAAAUGGCCAGAAAUUUUGGCCCCAAUAAGGGCUGCGUUUGUGAUUCCCAUCGAAACCGGAUUUAUGACAAUCUUUAUUGUGGGCGACAAUUGGUAUGGAUAUCAAGACGGAAAGAUGAUGUCAAGCGGUGUGACCUCAGUUUGGCCUCAGUUUAAAGACCUGGACAUCACAAUCGCCUUUCCAUUUGAGAGCAAAGAUUCAAAAAUAUUUGUGAUUUACAACAAGAAUAGGAAUUAUAUAUUGUAUGACUUCAAGAGUGUGGAGAACCCAAAGGUCCUCAACUCUGGACAGACAGAAGUGAGAGACGGAUACCUAUUCUUCUACGGCUUAAUGAGCGAUAAGACACGUAAACAAGGGAUUCAAAUGUUUAACUCUAUAAUGGAUGCGAAGGCAGCCCUCAGUUAUUCAGACGAUCUGAUCAUUAUUUCGUCGCAAAAGUUUUGUCGAGUCCAACAAGACUUACAACCGUUGGACAAAAAGUGCAUCGCAUCCGAUAAUACAGCGGCAAACCUAUUGGGAUGUCCUCUUGAUAUCAAAUCGAGACCAUCGACGACAACCGUUGGCACCGAAUUUAUCGGACGGACCACAAAGAAAUUCACUGGCGGUGGAGGCAAACCAAGACCUGACUUGUCUGGUGUCGGCGGAGGUAAUCAAUUCAAACCACCAGCAAAAGCGGGUUUGGGAACCACUGUUCAGACGACAACACCCGUAGUGGCGGCUCUCAGCGAAAAAGAUAGUAAAAACAAGAAACCCGACAAAUCAGACUUUUGGGCGUUUGUUAUCAUUGGAGUUGUGGUCGGAAUAGCUUUUGUCGCUCUAAUCUUAGUCCUUAUAGUGUCCAGAAUUAGCCGCAAAGGACGCAAAGGAGAAGUUAUUGUAAUUAAAUAA
This is a messenger RNA of Medioppia subpectinata, 1146 nucleotides long. The record is from the annotation of a GenBank genome assembly. NCBI's taxonomy places the organism in Eukaryota, Metazoa, Arthropoda, Arachnida, Sarcoptiformes, Oppiidae.